This is a messenger RNA of Camponotus floridanus (Florida carpenter ant), 4781 nucleotides long. RefSeq names its product ankycorbin. The record is from RefSeq and is a predicted model, not a curated record. The transcript has 15 exons. Gene Ontology annotation, molecular function: protein binding. Bases 249 to 4736 code for a protein of 1495 amino acids. Gene Ontology annotation, biological process: protein localization to ciliary inversin compartment. Gene Ontology annotation, cellular component: ciliary inversin compartment. NCBI's taxonomy places the organism in Eukaryota, Metazoa, Arthropoda, Insecta, Hymenoptera, Formicidae.
AGGUGCGUUUCACUGUUGUCAUAAUGAGUCGACCUCGUGGCCGGAGCAACAUUUGACGUUUGACCGAGCUUUGACUUUUUGAAAUCUCGCGCCAUUCGUAAUGAUAAGCAAACAAAAGCUUUAAUUCCGUAAUUCGAGAAGAAGGAUCGAGCGUCCUUUUCGACGCGAUGAGCUCAAUCCGUCGAGAGGUCCGAGGAUGUCCUGGCGCGACCGGUCGACGUAGUCGGGGGUAGGUGCCAGAGACGGGCAUGGACACUAAGACACCGCCGAUCCCGUUGAAGCCGCAGGAGAAGCCUCAGCCUCAGAAGAGAACGGAACGUGUGGUCGACGUGUCCUUGCCCCCGCUGACACCGUAUCCGAAUCAUCGUACACAUCAGGAUCAUCGCAAGAAGAGGCCUUACAGCUCUCUCUGUUCCAGAGUGCUACACAUAGGCGCUACACCCUUGAUGCACGCCUGUCAACAGGGCGACAGAACGAGGGUGUUGAGAUUGCUGAAGGAACAGGGGGAAACGGUCGCUUACAGAGAUCGCACGUUAAGAAACGCUCUCCAUUAUUGCAUGGACGCGGGAACUGGAGGUGCGGUUGCCGCGGCGGCACCGGAAUUGGUGAACGCUCCGGACGCUGAGGGUCACACGCCACUUCACCUGGCGGUCAUCGCCGGCGACACCCAGCUGGUCGCGGUCCUCUUAGCGAACGGUGCCGAUGUCAACGCCAAGGACCUCGAGGGACACAGUGUUCUUCAUUGGGCCACAGUUUGCGGAGAAGCGGAAUGCGUUCGAUUAGUUUUGGCAGCUGGCGCCCGACCUUCCACUCCCGAUUUGCGUGGUGGUUCCCCGCUUCAUUAUGCCGCCCAAUGUUGCGGUGCGGCCGCCACAGCCGAGCUCGCGGUUCCCAAGAAGAUCGGUCUGAAGGUUCUGCAAACGCUCCUGGAAUUCGGCGCGGAUGUAAACGCGAAGGACGAAGAUGGACGACAGCCAAUCUUGUGGGCGGCGAGCGCGGGUAGCGUGGAGGCCGUAUUGGCUUUGGCAAGAGCUGGAGGAUCGGCGGCCGCGGGUACUUCGGACAAAGAUGGAUUGACAGCGCUUCAUUGCGCGGCUUCCCGGGGCCACGCAAGGUGCGUGGAAGCGUUGAUCAACUUGUGUGGAUCUCAUCCCGACCACGUGGACGAUAACGGUUGCUCCGCUUUACACUACGCUGCCACUUUGGGUCACGCUGAUGCCACCGCGCUUAUCCUUAAACUCGGCGCGGAUCCCAAUCGUCAGGAUCGAAAGGGUAGAACACCGGCGCUUUGCGCCGCGGCCAAGGGACAGUUGGAGACCUUGAAGAUUCUAAGCCAACACGGUGGUUCGCUUCACGCCAGAACCGUACGAGGUACGGGGAUUGGACACGAGGCUGUAGCAUCCGGUAGAAUCGAGCUGAUAAAGUGGCUGGCGAAGAGGAGACCGAGCACAUUGGACGUCGCUACCCACGAUGGCAAGACGCCUCUUCACGUCGCGGCCUUGCACGGUUACUUGGACGCGUGCAAGGUCCUUCUGGAUCACGGCGCGAGAAUUAACGCUGUUCUCAGGACUAGCAAGGGCAACUCGAUGACCCCGUUGGACGCGGCCCUUUACAGAGGGCACCGAGAUUGCGCAAAACUGAUCCAGAUGCACGGUGGUUGUACGGCUCAGCAGUUGAGGACUCACAAAACCGCACCAAACAAAGUCUUCACAGCAAAGUUUCGAGUGAAACAUAACGAGAGUAGCUCUCCGAGCGAUAGUAGUCCUUGCAGAAAAGGUCACAGAAGGCACAGACAUCCUGAGCUUUACUACGAGGAGCGAUGGAUAGAGAGGAGAACGCGGCGGAAGAGUAAUUCAAAGAAGCUAGCGCGUCGGGAUAGUCGAAGUUUCAGCGAAGAGGAAGUGCGACUAUCGAAGAUGUCCACGAAAAAAGAUGAAAGAAGAGCUCGAAGCGAAUCCGCGCGAUAUGAUAAUAAUGGCGAGUGCAAUCUGCGAAGAAAACGAAGCAGAAGAGUAUCUAUGAGUCAUAAGCAUGAAUAUUCAGAUUCGUCGACCGAAUCUGACAGCUGUGACUAUUCUCACGACGAAAAUGAGGCAACUGUCCAACGGCAACGCGCAAAAUUGCAGCAGGAAGCAAGAAAGGACAAGAGUAAGAGCUCCAACGAAACGGCAGCCAAAGAUAGCUCGAAGAAAGAGGACGAUGACAACGAUCAAAGCGUAAGUGACGAUAGUUUGGAGGUGAUCGUAGUGAAGAAAUCGUUGGAAAAAAAAUGUGAAAAGGUGGUAUCCGGAAGAAGAUCGAAGACUCCUAGAGAACGCACAAAGGAGACGAAACUGACUAAAAUGCAUAAACGUAGCUCUAGGAAGAUGUCCAGAUCCGGUAAAUCAAAGAUAUCCGAUGAAAGUACAGUGGAUCGAGACGAUUCGCCCCAUAAGAAAGGCAGAAGCGCAGUGGCAAAAGAGCCAGUGCAUACCUCGGGAGCACCAUUCGAGAGGAAUGAAGUUGACGAGAGGAUAAUAGAAUCUCGAUAUCGCAGAGACGCGACCGAUAGCACCAGUCAGGAAACUGUGGAGCAAGUGAUUGUCACGGCGAUGGUUCACAAGGACCAAAUGCCUGACACUCCGAAAGCAACGUUGGAGACAGCGAAAGAGGUCAGCUAUGAAGACAUUUUGAAAAAGAAAGCAAUAGAGACAGAGGAAACGAAGGAAAUUUCUAAAGAUAUGACUACUUCCGAUAAAAAUGAGAUGAUAUUGCCGCACAAAAUGGAUAAGCAAGACUCUGGAGAGGGAGUGCAAGAAACGGUGCAAGAAAAUUCUCUUCUCAGUGUUACUGAAGAGAUCCAAGAUGAGAACGAGAAAGUCAAGGAAACGAGUGAUAAGACGCAAGAUAGGUUAGAUACAUCCGAGGACGAUACACACGAAAGGCAAAAAGUGGACGAGGAUAAAAUAUUUGACGAAUCAUCCCAUUUAAGUAUGGAACCUGGUGCUACUGAAGAUUUCAUCAGCGAGAAGAGAGACAGUUCUAAAGACGAAGAGAAAGCUGAUCAGCAAUCUGUUUCUGAUCAAAAGGACGUUUCUCAACAUUCUGUUACCGUAGACGAAGAGGACGGAAAAUCCAUUUCCGAAGAUUCGAAGAGAGAGGAAACCCUAAAAACUGCCAUGAAAAAGACUUUAUCGGAAGAAUCGAAAACACUGUCUUCGAGACAAUCAGAAGAAGGUGCAACUGCGAGUAGUUCAAAGGAUAAAAUCGCAGAUCUAACAGGUGAAGAAAAAGGGGAAACUUUGACGAAACAGGUAUCUGUGAAAACAGCAUCCACCAAAGAGAGCUUUGAAUCAACCGAAGAUGCUGAAUCGAAAGAGGAUGAAGAAUUGAACAAGCACGAUGAAACAUCUACGGGCAUAUUAUCAACGGAAUCGAUGUUGACUGUAGAAAAGACUCUUUCUCCAGGAAGAGCGUCUCCUGACGAAAAAUCGGGAAGUGCUAAGGAAUCGGAUAGUAAAGAACGAUCAGAAAUCGAGACAAGGGGCAAAGAUUCUCGAUACAUCGACGAUAGUUCCUCGAGUUCUCCAAAGUCCCUGAAGCCGGUAAGGACGAGACGUUCGAGACCAUCCACGGGAAGAAACGCGAGGACAGGAAGGUCUUCCUCAAAUAUAUUAACGAAGAAACAUCUGUUUGAAAGCUCGGAAGAGUGUCCACCGGAUCAGCGUGCGAUUGUCGCGGUGAUAGAUAGUCCGGAAUGGGACGAGGACGAGGCGGUUGAACAGGAAAUCAGACAGGCACUCAGAGAAGAUACACUGGAGCGCGACACUGAACACGAAGAAGACAAUGAGAUUGGUGUUAUGCGAGUUUUGCGAAGUACGAGCGAGGAAGAGACUCCUAGCACGACUUUAGGUGUAUCUAGAACUGCCAGAAUCGACUCUUUGCCUCAGGUACAAUCGACCACUAGUAGUCGUCUGCUUACAAUCGAGCAUCCCGAUCAAACCCGUCGAGAACGAUUCUGGCGGAAACAACGUCGCGACAGCGGGGGUAGAGACAGCGGGAUAGAGCCGAGCCCGAGGGUGUCGAGAAUUCCACGGAGGCGAAACGCGAGAUGCUGUCCCAAUACGGCGAAACAGCAAGCUCUCAACAUGGAGACCAUCACUAGGGACGUGCAAAUUAGUCUGCGCCGUUAUUAUCUCGAAAGGAAGAUCUUCUUCCAACUGAUGGAGCUGAAGAGGUUGCAGAUUCGUCACGGUAGAGCGAAUGAGCACGUUCUGGUGAAAAGACAGGUGGAAGCUUUUAAUAGAUCUGGCAUGUCUGGACCCACUCUUGGCGUCGCGAAGUACGAUCAACCCUUCACGUUCAGGCAAUUCGAAGCGUUCCUGUACGAACAAUUGCGAAGACUGCAGGGAAGACCGACCACUCCAGAUUUUUGCACCGAAGCUAAACAAUGCACGCAAAAGACUCAUCGUUGUCAUCACGCGACCAGCGCUUACACCUCUAUUCCAGUGUACACGUAUCUAGGUGGAGACGCCCCAGAUCGAGCGGAACAUCUUCCGAAGAUAGAGAGUCGCGGCAGAGGACACAUGACGGUGGAAGUGACGCAUGGAGAAGGAAAACAGGUAAUCGCUCUUCCGACUGAGAAAUUAGAUCGUACCAAAAAAUAUUUCGUUACGUUCACCGUAAGAGGCGAGACGCAAGACGACGAGAAAUCUAAAUCAUCCUGCACAACACGAAGAAAUGCAAAGAGCGUGUGAACACUUCAAACUUCUUCUCCUGUCUAUUGAUAAAAUAAUUAAUAA